Messenger RNA from Aureobasidium vineae, 1413 nucleotides. Lineage: Eukaryota; Fungi; Ascomycota; Dothideomycetes; Dothideales; Saccotheciaceae. The record is from the annotation of a GenBank genome assembly.
AUGCGCCCUUCAUUAAUACUGUCCGGCCUGUCUUGCGCCGCCUUUGCAAUACUGCCAUGUGCCGCUAUUACCGUUGAUCUGACUAGCGAGGGUAAGCGCUCCUUGUUGUCAUAUAUCCGCAUAGAAACUAACCACGACNNAGACUCGAUCAAAACGGCCGCCUCUACUAUCGCCUACGGAAUGAUGCAAUUCUACAAUGGAAACGUGACUGGCGGCAUUCCUGGAUUGCUUCCGGGUCCAUACUACUGGUGGGAAGCAGGCGCCAUGUUCGGCUCUCUGAUCGACUACUGGUACUACACUGGCGAUACCAGUUACAACGAUGUCACCACUCAAGCCAUGCUCUUCCAAGUCGGUGACAAGGACAACUACAUGCCCAGUAAUCAAAGCAAAUCGCUUGGUAACGACGAUCAGGCCUUCUGGGGCAUGGCUGCCAUGUCUGCUGCCGAGCUCAAAUUCCCAAAUCCUCCUGAAGACCAGCCUCAGUGGCUCGCCCUAGCUCAGGCUGUCUUCAACAGUCAGGCUCUGCGUUGGGACAACUCGACUUGCGGCGGAGGUUUGAGGUGGCAGAUCUUCACCUUCAAUAAUGGCUAUGACUACAAGAACACCAUCUCCAACGGUGCCUUCUUCAACAUUGCUGCACGCCUUGCAGCUUACACCGGCAACCAGACUUACUCCGAGUGGGCCGAGAGAGCUUUCGAGUGGACUCAGUCCAUCGGCCUGAUGAGCGAUGACUACUAUUUCUAUGACGGUAGCGACGACAAGAUCAACUGCACACAGCUCAACCAUAUCCAGUGGUCUUACAAUGCUGGCGUUUUCCUUCUUGGAGCUGCCACCAUGUGGAACGUGACCCAGAGCGAUAUCUGGAGAGAGCGCACCCUUGGCAUCUGGAAUGCAACUCAUGUCUUCUUCACAAACCAAGGUGGCCAGGGAGCUGGACAGAUCAUGUUCGAGGUCGCCUGCGAACCGAACAACAACUGCAACAUCGAUCAACUCAGUUUCAAAGCCUACUUGUCACGCUGGAUGGCCGCUUCUACCAAGGUGGCACCCUGGCUCUACGAUGAUAUCAAGCCUUACCUCGAAGCAUCCGCCCAAGCUGCAGCUCUGUCUUGCAGUGGCGGAGACGANGGCACGACCUGUGGAACCAGAUGGUGGAACAACGGCGUCUGGGAUGGCGCAACGGGUGUCGGACAGCAAAUGUCCGCUCUUGAGGUCAUCCAAUCCAAUCUCAUAGAUAGAGUCCAGGGCCCUGUAUCCAACUCAACCGGCGGAACCUCCAAAGGCAACCCCAAUGCUGGAAGCGGAGGUGACACGAAUCCUAUCGCUGCUCCCGAUCCUAUCGAUACCAGCGACCGGGCUGGUGCUGGUAUCAUCACAGCGCUGAUUCUUGUGGCUCUCGUCGGAGGCGCAUGGUAA